GAGCCUUGUUGAAUAUUUCUUAAUUAGAAAGGCAGGGAGAAAAGGAUAGAUUCAAGCAAUUAAUGGCUCACAAAUACUUGUCAAAUGAGGUCUACAAUAAUGAAAAUUGUGAUGCAGUGAGUGCCCAUGAUCUCUGUUUUUCAGCCAUGGCUUGCUAUCGUUUCCCAUAUAUGCCUAUGUUGGAGGACACUGAUUCUACCUGGAUCCUCCCCUUCUCAGAUGAAACCAGAGAUCAUAAGAAGCAGAGGCUAACCAUGACUUCUGAUGAUUCCAUCGGAAGUAAUAGUAGCCUCUAUAGUGAUCAUGAAAGCAAAAAUACCAGCAGCUUCAAUAGCUUUCCAAGGCUCAAUUUCAGAGAUCAUAUAUCGACUUAUAAUCAAAGAUACCUUGCAGCCGAGGCUGUUGAAGAGGCGACGGCAGCCAUAAUCAAUGCUGAGGAAGAAGAUGGGAGUGCUGAUGGGAUGAAGCUUGUUCGACUUCUGAUUGCUUGCGCUGAAGCCGUGGCUUGUCGUGACAAGUCACACGCCUCUGUUUUACUAUCUGACCUUCGAGCAAAUGCUUUGGUUCAUGGCUCUUCCUUUCAGCGCGUGGCUUCUUGCUUUGUCCAGGGCCUCGCUGAUAGGCUUUCUCUGGUCCAACCCUUUGGAGCAGUCGGUUUUGCAGCGCCCAUUAUGAACAUAAUGGACGUUGCCUCAGAGAAAAAGGAAGAGGCUUUUAGCCUUGUUUAUCAAAAUUGCCCGCAUAUUCAGUUUGGUCACUUUGUGGCCAACGCAACAAUAUUGGAAGCCUUUGAGGGAGAGAGUUUUUUUCAUGUGGUGGAUUUGGGGAUGACCCUUGGUUUGCAACAUGGCCAACAGUGGCUCACGCUGAUCCACAGCCUUGCCAAACGAUCAGCCGGUGAUCAACCACCUUGCCACCUUCGAAUAACUGGUGUUGGUCUUUCUGUCGACAGAUUCCAGAUCAUAGGAGAUGAGCUCAAGAGUUAUGCAAAAAGCAUGGGAAUAAAAUUUGAGUUCUCAGUGGUGAAAACCAACUUAGAAAAGCUGCAGCCUCAAGACAUCAAACUGUUUGAGGGUGAAGUUCUAGUCGUCAAUAGCAUCCUUCAGUUGCAUUGUGUUGUCAAAGAAAGUCGAGGAGCUCUUAAUUCAGUUCUUCAGUUAAUUCACAAGUCCUUCUCACCAAAGCUUUUGGUUCUGGUUGAGCAGGACUCGAGCCAUAACGGGCCUUUCUUUCUUGGGAGAUUUAUGGAAGCACUACACUAUUACUCUGCCAUUUUUGACUCCCUCGACACCAUGCUACCUAAAUACGACACAAAGCGUGCCAAGAUGGAACAAUUCUACUUUGCUGAGGAGAUUAAGAACAUUGUGAGCUGUGAGGGGCCGGCAAGGGUGGAAAGGCAUGAGAAGGUGGACCAGUGGCGCAGGAGGCUGAGCCGGGCAGGAUUUCAGGCUGCACCCAUUAAGCAGAUGGCUCAGGCCAAGCAAUGGCUUGGCAAAAAUAAGGCUUUUGAAGGUUACACCAUUGUGGAAGACAAGGGAUCCUUGGUGCUUGGCUGGAAAUCCAGGCCAAUUGUCGCAGUUUCUUGCUGGAAGUGCUAACUCACAGCUGCCCAAUUGAUCAUAGUUCAAACAAUUUCCAAUAAAGAGAUCCAACAUCAUGGGAACUAAAUAAUUUGUAUCACUGGCUAGCUACAUCUAGCAAUGCCCAAUUCAGUGAGUGAAAACACUGGAUUUGGAGUGAAAAAUAAGUGAUUUGAGUUUGAACUACUUAAGCUGUUAGCUGUUCAGGGUGACUGGACAAAUGAAAUAAAGAGAAGGCAUCGCCGGUUUGCUUUGGAUAUAUGGAGGCCGGGUUCAUUAAUUGUACAUACAGGCCAAGUUCAAUUUGUUUUAUUUUUUAAUGACCAAAACUGACUGUAAUUGGCUCUCUCUUUUUUUUUUUCUGAAGCCUUGUAAUAUUGUAAACUAAUACAAGUGAGGAAGUAAGGUUAGCAUAUUUUCUAGAAAAA
Messenger RNA from Alnus glutinosa, 2008 nucleotides. RefSeq names its product GRAS family protein RAD1-like. Gene Ontology annotation, cellular component: nucleus. The record is from RefSeq and is a predicted model, not a curated record. Gene Ontology annotation, biological process: regulation of DNA-templated transcription. Lineage: Eukaryota; Viridiplantae; Streptophyta; Magnoliopsida; Fagales; Betulaceae. The transcript has a single exon. Gene Ontology annotation, molecular function: DNA-binding transcription factor activity; sequence-specific DNA binding. The coding region runs from base 63 to 1598 and encodes 511 amino acids.